Molecule: messenger RNA, 384 nt
Organism: Malus domestica (apple)
Lineage: Eukaryota; Viridiplantae; Streptophyta; Magnoliopsida; Rosales; Rosaceae
Source: RefSeq, a predicted model, not a curated record
AUGCCGGAUUUACCCAAGUCGUCAAGGCGGCAUUCAUCGAACGGGCACGGAGGUGGUGGAACGGAUUCCCCCAAGAAGGAAAAAUCAGAUAAAGUUAAGCAUACAAGGAGGUCUUCUAAGAAUAGGGAGAUAUCGGACAGUAGUACUAGGAGCAUCCAGCAAUCCACGGAUCCAAGUCAAGGCAGCAAGUCGCCGCAAAACCUACCGGACAUCCCUAAGAAAACGCGACGGAAGAAGUCGAAGGACUCGUCCAUUGGGAGUCCAUCAGGGUCAAGGAGAUCUAAACACCAUGCUAGUUCAGAAACAUGUACAUCUCCUGGACACCAAUCUGCAACCAUUUCUCAGAGAUCUUUUCAAGAGGGGGAGGACAAGGGAUUUACAUGA